Molecule: messenger RNA, 1620 nt
Organism: Betta splendens (Siamese fighting fish)
Lineage: Eukaryota; Metazoa; Chordata; Actinopteri; Anabantiformes; Osphronemidae
Product: cytokine-dependent hematopoietic cell linker
Exons: 17
Coding region: 346-1494 (382 amino acids)
Biological process (GO): cell surface receptor protein tyrosine kinase signaling pathway; intracellular signal transduction
Source: RefSeq, a predicted model, not a curated record
AGGUUGCUUCUAAAGGCAGCCUCACAAACAAUGCUUUGAGGUGUUUAAUUCAUAAUCUGCACAGACAAGUGCAGGAGCGGCGACGUGAGCAGAUGCAAACGAAGCUUCACGGGUCUAAAGGAGCAGUGAGACCUCGACUUAUAGGCCAGUCAUCCGCCACACAGGAAGUCGUUCUGGGUUGCUGCUGUGGGCUGCUUAACUCCGAGAAUCAGUUUUGAAGCAGCCAGGCGUUUGUUUUUUUGUUUUUUUUUUGCGUGUGUAUGGGAGGGUAAGAUAAUGUAGACUCUCGACUUGUGUGACCAAAGAGGAAGCAGAAGGCAAGCAGAUGUUUCGGGACACCCACCGAUGCAGGUGCGUUUGUUUCACGGGCCUUCAGACCAGCUGCAGAGAGGAAACAGCCAUGAGUCUGCUGUGAUAAUGGAUCGCAUCAGGACAGACAGACGAGGCACUCAGGGAUGCGGCAACGACAGCAGCGCCGAGGAGUCCGAGUACCACGUCGUGGACGACCAGGAGAAGAUGGUCCACGUGCACAUACUUCCUGCGCGGCCCAUAGACGGCGAAAGGGAGUAUGCAGACAGGGAUCUUCCGAGGUCGUCGUCGGCUCAGAGCCUUUCUUCACUCUCCACUGGCAACUUCCACAAAGGCCCCAGAUGUCCACCCAGAGAGUCCUCACACUCAACAGGACCGGCUAUAAACAGGGCCCUGAAGCCCGGCAGGAGGAAGGUCAGAUCAGAUAAGACGCCCACACCUGCGCAGCCCGGUCAACAGCGUCCCAACAGGUGCCCUCCAUCACCUCCAGCGUUCAGCCUGGAGUUAGCCAAUCGCCUCCCUGGGCUGAGUCUGCAGGAGGCGUGCAGGAGCGAUGGGAAAAAGAAAACGACUAAAAGAGCAGAACUCGGCUCACAAAACUCAGCUCAGCAGCGACAGAGGGCUGAGAGCGUUUCAGGGCCUCACACCACUCACAGACGCUCUCUGGACCUGGAGAGUCACGACAUAGAGAAAAGAUCACAGCUAAAUCUGGAAAGGGUGCCGUCAAGACGCCAAAACCACGAGUGGCCUCAAACCAAAGAAGAUUUUAACCAGCUUGAUUUUGUCCCUAAGGAAAAGCCCAAACAGACCUACUGUGAGGAGGACUGGUACAUUGGGGAUUGUACUCGGGCAGAUGCUGAACACGCCUUACACCUGGUGAACAAGGACGGAGCCUUCUUGGUGCGAGACUGCUCCAUCAACACCAACAGUGAGCCCUUGGUUUUGGUUGUGUAUCAUGAGAAGAAGGUUUAUAAUGUAAAGAUUCGAUUCAUUGUGAACACCAGAAAAUACGCGCUGGGACGAUCGAGUGACGCCUUCGACUCCGUGGCAGAGAUCAUCCGCUUUCACUCCAUAUUCCCAAUAACUCUCAUCAGCGGGAGAAACCUGCCUGGAAGCAAGUUCCCGGAGAACUGCGUGCUGACAUGUGCAGUAACGAGGAGGGAUGUCGACCAGCUGCUCCAGUAACGUGCACCGUUCCGGUGAAGCCAACGCGGCGGGCGCCAUCUGGCUCGUCGCAAGCUGCGGAACCACUAGAACUCUUUAUCAGCACGUUAAACAAAUGUGUCAUCAAUAAAAUGAUGGUGAAAAGUG